GCUUGUGUCACGGCAAAAGUGAGAGAGCGAGAACAUAACAUUUUAUAUGUCAGUCAGAUCAGAAGCUGUUUCUUGUGAUAGUAGAAAAAAAAUCCGAAUAGUGUUGUCGAGCGCUGCGCCGGGCGGGAGCGGUUAAUGAAAGAAGCAUAUAAAUUUACGACGACCUCAUUCAAACAUCGAGCCCGUCACGUCCGUGCACUGCUCUCUGCGACAGCUCGAGUACAAAAUCGAGAGUCGUCCGUCCGUCAGUGACUGGCAGCGCGGCCAUGUUUGAGUACGGUUUCUGACUUUCUGAAGUUACGGUGGCGAAGAGUGUACGGUUUGUUCCGCUAGUUUUCGCUGCGUUCGCUCUACAGUGACAUUUUUGACAUUUAAAGGACCCCAAACGUCGCGGAGUAAACGAGCAAGAGGGCGCGUUUUGACGGCCAAAAGGAAAAUCAUCAAUCUGCUGCUGUGUGGGCCGCAUAUCGGAACCAGAACGGGGGCAUUCUUUUUUUCUGCUCGCCCCCCAAAUUAUAACAGCGGAACCCUGCGCAACUGUACGGUCAGCAGGGCGGAGGAUCGACAUAACAUUGGCCAGCGCAACCACGGCGCAGGAGGCAAAAUAUGAAGAAAAUAGUGCAACCAGUACGAAAGUGUGGUAGUGCAUAGUAACGAUCAAGUAAGCCGCGAGUGUUGGUCGGUGGUGAUGAAUGACUAAAGUGCCGUCUGACGAAGGAUCGGUAAUAUUGCGUUCCAAGUGAACUUUGUGGCUCCGGUGGUUUCGCAUAGUUGCGAUCAAAAACAGUGCAGCGUUCCCUCGAAUUGUUGGCGUGUUUGGUUAGCUAAGUGUUGUGAUUAGAAGGAAUCCAUUUCGCCUUUGCUCGGAACACGAACUCCGCGUUGGAUAGUGACCGGAAAGUGAUGUGUUUCAGCUCGAAAGAGAUACCGAAGAGAGAAACCGAAAAAUGUAUGCACGAAGCGCUCCCGCUAAAAUGGCUCCCGUCAAGAUUUACGGAACAACCACGACAGCAGUUCAACAGCAACAUCAACAGCAGCAGCAGCAACAACAGCAGCAAAGCACAAUGCAGAUGAACGCAGUGCGGAAAAUCAACAGCCUCUUGCAGAGUGGUGCCGUCUCGGUGACCGGAAUUUCCGGUAGCCAGGCACGCAUGAUGCCGAAAAAGCCACUCAACAACCAGCAGACAAGCGUCUCGAUCACAACCACCAACAGCUACGUUUCAAAGCAGCAAAAAUGCUACGUCUGCGGCGACAACGCUGGUAUCAAUGCCACGCUGCUGACGGAAGCCUCGACAGCCACGUCGCAAACAGAGUUCACUUCAAAGAUAGCAAAAAUCGUUGGCGAAGGCUACAUGGUAAUCAUCGGUACAGACGACGUCGUGUGCAGACGAUGUAUUACGAUGUUCAACCAGAUGGACAAACUCGAAACUGACCUGGAACACGUGCGAAAUACGCUAACAAGUUUUAUACACAGAAAAUACAACAUACUGGAUGACGAUCCGAGUCUCGCACCUCCGCCGGCGAAGAUUCAGAGACUUGGCGGCAUUGGAACGGCAGCGACAACCUACAGUGUUAAAACGGUAAAUGACUCUGGCCAGGAAAUGGUUGACGUUUCCAGGAAGUCAAACACAUCUGGUACACUGUCAGAUCUGACCAACAGCGGAAUGGACAUUGAGAGUCAGCUGACGAAUAUGUUCGAAAAACCGCAACAGAUUGUAACACAACAGUUACAACCACAGCAAUCGCAAAUCCAGACUACAAACAAUGGAGCGAACAUUGUCAGUAGCACGGCACAGCAACUGCCCUCGACGGCAAUCCGGAGGAAUCCAAUCAAAAUGUACAAGUGCAUGUCCUGCGAUUUCAAGACCCAGGAUCUAACCCAAUUCCAACCCCACUACGAGCAAUGCAAGGCAAAUACAAACCAGCAGCUCGUAACACCGACUUCCACAGCCACGACGACCACGUCGUCUGCAUAUCGCUGCAAACUGUGUAAGAAAAUCUUCGCCUCUGUUGCUCUCUUGAAGCAACAUAACGCUCUGGAGCACCAAAAUCCUGUUCAGCAGCCAACAGAAAUCAAGAUAGUUGAGCAACAAGGUUCCGGCACGACGAUAACGCAACUUUACGCCUGUAACAUGUGCACUUACAAGACCCCUGAUAAGCAAAAUUACGACGACCACCUUCGCAAACACAUCAAACUGAAACCGUUCAAGUGUCGUGUCUGUCUGAUGCGAUUCGAAACGCGCGAACAGGCUUCGAUUCAUGCGAAGAAUCAUCAACCUGAUUACUUCAAGUGCGGUAUAUGCAAUGUCACGUUUAACAAACGUGAACUGCUAAUGAAACAUUUAGAGACUCACGAAAACGUUAAAAAGCAAGUCCCAGUACAGAAACACACGACGAUAACAACGGUCCAGCAAGCACCAUCCCAACAGCAAACCCAACAAAUCACCCACCACCAUCAACAACAACAACAGCAGCAGCUUAUGCAACAACAUCAACCAUCAGCACAGAUACGCAUCAAAAGCGAAAUGCCAGUGGCCGAUUCAUCGACGCAAAAACUGCUACAGGCAACGAUCGAUGAAGCGUUACGGGAUACGAUCGGCGAAACGAUCGAUGCCAAAUCGAUUCAAUUCCACUCCUGCAACACCUGCUCCCUGACAUUCCUAAACGAGAAACUCUACACUCAGCACAUGAAAAUGCACUCGGGAGGAGCGGGCGGUACCCCGGCACCGUUGACGACUAGUCAAACGGUCGGUGGAACGACCAUCACCACCAGCAAGAAAAUGGUCAGUGCGAAUGCGUCCACGUUGAAUAACGGCGGCCAGGAACUGCACGGAAAGUUGCUUGCCCCGGGCGGCGCUCCCGGAUCGACUCUCACCACCAGCCAUAGCAUCUCGGAUGGAGAUCUGGAAAGUAUAUUCGAAAAGAUACACUCCGACAAGAAUGAUAUGAACCCGGGCGAUAAUAUGGUCAUCACCAGCCAGGAUAAUGCUACCGGCAAUAUCACGUACAGCAUUACGUUGGCCCAGCAAGGCCAGCGGGGACAGACUUACGUUCAACAGCAGCAAGCGGAGCUUGCCGAGAACAAGAUGAUAACCCAAAACCAGGUCAAACAGCAACAGACUGCCGUUAGUAUUGACAUGCCGACGCUUGAUCAGGGCGAAGAUCAGCAACAACAUCAGCAGGCUCAGCUUCAACCCAAACAGGAAGCGAUGAAUAUGCCCGUUAGCAUGCCAAGCCUUGACGACGAUGGCGAGCAGUCACAGAACAGUCAGAACUCGAACGCGGAAGGUGCUGUUCACAUGGAACUGGAAGGCAUACAGGACGCCGAUGGUCAACAGAUCAAAUUUAUUCUCAACGAGAACGGGCAGAUACUGCAACUGGAUAACCAUAUUCUGACCACGGACGCGGAUGGAAAUCAGAUUCUGGUCCAGGGCACGGAUAGCGAACAGAUUCAGCAGCUGCUGCAGAGCGUUGGUGUUGUGAUGCAAAGUGGUGAAGGUUUAGGAGAAGGCGAAACGUUACAAAUGAUCGGUGGUGAUGGACAGACAGGGCAAAUGAUUUUGGUACAAGGCGCCGACGGACAGGAACAGUUGAUCGAUGCUUCACUGCUGAACGCCGAUGGAAACAUUGUUAUUCAGCAAUCUCAAGAAGGUGAACUCAAUGCCGAGGGAACACAUAUAACAACUGAAGAUGGACUGCAGAUUCCAGUGUCAUUCACUACCUCGGGAGAAGUGGACCAGGAAGGUAAUUUGACUGUUUCCAUGGCUGGUGGCGAAGGCGGCGAACAGCAGAUUCAGUUGCAUCUUCAACAAGCCGACAACGAUGGCGAUGAACAGCAGCACAUGGACGGAUCAGAGGAUCAGCAAGGUAUCCUCACCGAAGGUGGUCAUAUAAUCCUUCACACUCAGGAGCAGGUCGAUGAACAACAGAAACAGGAUGAAGAAAAUGAGCGUGCUCAGACUGCAUCAAGCGGUCGUGUGGAAGCAAACACUACUGGUAGUGGAUCAAUAGUUGGCAGCGGUACCAGCUCCGGAACGACAGCUACCGGUGCCGAUGAACAGGGAAUGUUUAACUUUGAUGAACUCAUUCAGCCUCAGGUGGUUAUCAAACAACAGGUAAGGCGAGAUUGACCCUAAGACCAAAAUUCGACCAACGCAACCACAUUUUAUGUUUGUUUGGUUUUGUUGUGUAAAAAGUUGAAGAAAUGCUUUAGACAUGUACACUCUGAGCACCUCCAGUUUGUUCCGCUCUCCCUUUUAUUAUGUUGAUCACUAAUUUAAAUUGGUAGUAGCAACCCGUAGAUGAUUACGUGUAACCCUACAUAUUACAGUAAGAAUCGAUUUUGUCAUUAGAGAAAAACAACCCAGUUUGAUAAUCCAAUGUACGGAUACGCACCCACAGGCUCAACCCCGGCACACGCACUAUCCGCAGACUCAUUAUCGUGAGAGGUCCUUGUUACUACAUCAUAACAAGUAAUGAGUUUAGUUUAAACAAAAUACGCUGAACGGAGACAAGAAACAAAAUAAAUAUUAUUAAUUAUAACAGUAAUGAUUACAAUUAGGAAGCAACUAGUUUUUCUUAGAAAUUAAAGCCACACAAAACUGCAGAAGACGAACGAGUCUAAUGAAUUUGGUGUAAUAUUUGAAAUGUUUUUCCAAUAAAGAUUUCAAAAACUACACCGCAAAA
This is a messenger RNA of Topomyia yanbarensis, 4686 nucleotides long. RefSeq names its product zinc finger protein 836-like. Bases 948 to 4130 code for a protein of 1060 amino acids. Gene Ontology annotation, molecular function: RNA polymerase II transcription regulatory region sequence-specific DNA binding; DNA-binding transcription factor activity, RNA polymerase II-specific. The record is from RefSeq and is a predicted model, not a curated record. Gene Ontology annotation, biological process: regulation of transcription by RNA polymerase II. The transcript has 4 exons. Gene Ontology annotation, cellular component: nucleus. Lineage: Eukaryota; Metazoa; Arthropoda; Insecta; Diptera; Culicidae.